This is a messenger RNA of Prorocentrum cordatum, 1486 nucleotides long. The record is from the annotation of a GenBank genome assembly. NCBI's taxonomy places the organism in Eukaryota, Dinophyceae, Prorocentrales, Prorocentraceae.
GUUCAAGCUGUUGCAUCUCAUCCCCGGCGUAGUUCUUCAGCUUUCUUGCCCCAUCGGAGCACCUCAGUUUCUUGUAGCCCGCCAUGCGUUUCUCCGUGGGUUCGGCCCACGUCGGCAUUGCGCUCGUGACGCUCGGCAGUUUCGUCUGGCAGUUCAUCCGCUUCCACCCGCACCGCCUGGGCCCCGACGCCGCGGGCAGCCAAGGCACGGGCGAAGAUCUGAGAAGCCCACGACGCGCGGGCAGGCGUACGCCGCGAUCUCGUAGACCCUCGGCGCCUGCAUGGCCUUCGGGCUGGCGCACUGGUCGACGGGCGUGCUCCAGGACUCGAGGAAGAGAAGCCGGCAGAAGCACCGUCUCUCGGAGUUCCGCGCGGAGAAGGGGGGGGGUCGGCGCACCUCCGAGGAAGUAUGCUCAUGCUGGUUGUUGCGCUUCCAAGGACGAGACCUUGACCUUCAGCAGCCAGGCCGCGAUUGACCGCGCGGGCGCGAUCGAGUUCAUGUGCAUCAUGUCGGGGCUGCUCUCCUCUCUCUUUAGGUACACCCUGCUCACCCGCCCUGGCGGUAGGGCCCUCGCCUGCGAGUACCACGAGGUCCUGGGACUGAAGGACGGCGUUCCCUCCGUGCCAAUCCUUCUGGUUGGAGCAGUCCAAUUCCUGGCCCUCAGCGUGCAGCGCCACGUCCUCGAGCAAGACCUGACUGAUGGGGGUCCUCUGCUGACCAUUGUGAGCAGCGACGCGGUCGUCAUCAGCAUAUACUUCUACCUGUUCGCGGGGGAGGUGGUGAGCCGUUCUGGAGUGUUCGGCAUUGUCCUUGGCCUGGUCGGGAAUGUUGUCUCCUCCUCGGCCGUAGCGGCGUUGUCGAUCGAACCUGUAGCAAUGGCCUUGAGUCUUGUCAACAUGCUGUUGUUUGCCACGGCGGCCAUCUUGAUGCGUCUCGGAUCCAAAGGUACCUCAGCCGCCGCCAGUUUCGUGAUCCGGUGUCAGACGUUGUCUCUUGCAGCCGUGUUGGGCAGUGUCGUACGUGGUGGUAUGAAUGGCAAGACAGGUAUGUCAUGUUUUGCUGUGCUCGGUUGUUUGGCUCUGCUACAUGAUGUUGGUACCUUUUGCAUUGCGAAAGCUUUGGCAUAUCCUUUGGCAGGAUUGUGUUCUGCUAUCUGGGGGUCAAAUGCUGUAGUGGUGAUUCUUCUGAACAACACUGCCUUGCACAGGUUCCCGAAUGACGUUGCGUUGAGCGGACUGUGCCGUACCGUCGCGGGGAUCUUCGUGUGUUCGACGUGCAGCCGCGAGCCAGGGGCCGUCCCAAUAAAGCAGAGCGGCGACGACGAGGUCGGGGGCAACGUCGCACUGGCAGACGCGAUCGGCCGGGGGGCCGAUGCAGAUGUUGGGUGUCCUGCGCAGUCGGAGUUGAGGGCGUUCCCGCAGCAGGUGUCCAUGCGGCGGAAUUCUUGGAGCCGCUCCGAUGUCUGAGACGCUGCAGAUAGGGGGGG